Molecule: messenger RNA, 1338 nt
Organism: Corticium candelabrum
Lineage: Eukaryota; Metazoa; Porifera; Homoscleromorpha; Homosclerophorida; Plakinidae
Exons: 3
Coding region: 1-1338 (445 amino acids)
Biological process (GO): proteolysis
Molecular function (GO): aspartic-type endopeptidase activity
Source: RefSeq, a predicted model, not a curated record
AUGGCGCAGUCAAGAUUCCUAGGAAAACCGGCUGAGUUUCAAGCUGGAACUGACAGCGUAGACGAAUAUGUCGAUCGAUUCAAGUUGUAUUGCACCGCAAACGACGUAGCUGACAACGACAAGCAGCGGGCAAUAUUCUUAGCUACGGUAGGCGCAACGGCAUACAGGCUGUUAUGCAACCUAACCAAACCGGGGAAGCCGCAGGACAAGACGCUUGAUAAACGAACUGAACUCAUGAGGAAUCACUGCGAAUCCAAGACUAUAUCGUCAUCGCAGAAAGGUUCCGAUUUUAUGAGCGAGUCCAGAAGGAAGGCGAAAACGUUGCCUCCUAUCUUGCGGAACUACGACGUUUUCCAACGUAAAAGGCCACAUUGCAAAGACAUGUCGCAAGAAAAAGCAAAGCGAAAAGGAAACGUUCCAAGGCACGCGAAAGGCGGGCAAAGAACGCACCACAUCGAGGAAGCGGAGGUGAGUAUCGUUCACACGCUGUCGGAUACUAAGGGCGGUCCUAAACUAACAUUAGAAGUGGUGGGGUGUGACCUAGAGUUAGAUGUGGAUACUGGAGCAUCUGUGACCGUGUUACCGCACCAUGUUUACAGUCAGUAUUUGAAGCAUGUACAGUUACAGAAGAGUAAGAUUGCACUGCGAUCAUACAGUGGUCAACCGUUAGUUAGGCGUAGUGGGCGAGUCAACCGUGCCAGUCCGAUACGGCAAUCGACACACAAUGGGACGAAUCAAUACUGGCAGUCUCUGUUUAUGGUGCAAGACAACCCAACUGACGUGAUUUCGGAAUUUCGUGAGCUAUUCCAAUUGGACAUUGGAAAAUUACUCGGAUACCAAGCGAAUAUCACGCCACAGAAAGGUGCAAUUCCUAGGUUUCACGUACCUGUGCCGUACGCUUUACAGAAGGUCCAGGAGGAGUUGGGCAAACUUCAGAAUGAAGGGAUAUUGAAACCGGUUGACCAUAGUGAUUGGGCAGCACCAAUAGUCGUUGUAAGACGGGGAGAUGGAUCUCUAAGAAUCUGCGGUGACUACAAAGUGACAGUCAACCCGUAUUUGGAGAUGAACGCAUACCCAUUACCAAAUCCACAGGACCUAUUUGCCACGUUAGCCGGGGGUAGAUACUUCUCAAAGUUAGACAUGAAACAGGCUUACCUACAAAUAAAAGUAUCACCUCAGAGCCAAAAGCAUUUGACCAUCAAUACGUCAAAAGGCCUCUUUGCAUAUACUCGUAUGCCAUUCGGAAUCAGUUCUGCGCCAGCUAUAUGGCAACGUGCUAAAUGGCAAAGUGCUAUGGACGGAAUCUUAUCCGGAAUUUCCGGAGUUGGCUGUUUUUAG